Neopelma chrysocephalum (saffron-crested tyrant-manakin) is the source of this 558-nucleotide messenger RNA. RefSeq names its product complement C3-like. NCBI's taxonomy places the organism in Eukaryota, Metazoa, Chordata, Aves, Passeriformes, Pipridae. The record is from RefSeq and is a predicted model, not a curated record. The transcript is spliced from 3 exons. The annotation marks the transcript as partial.
GUUACCCAUUAACCACCGGGGCACCAUAAAGGGACCCCCCCCGAACCACCGUCCCUGUCCCCCCCCCCACACCUCCUGCAGCCAUGGGGGCUCCGCUGCUGCCCCUCGGCCUCCUCGGGCUCCUGCUGCUCCAGGCGACCCCCGCCCCGGCACAGCUGGUGACUCUGGUGACCCCGGCCGUGCUGCGGCUGGAGACGGACGAGCAGGUUGUCCUGGAGGCCCCCGGGCUCUCGGCGGCCACCGAGGCCACGCUGCUGGUUCAGGACUUCCCGCAGAAGCGGCAGGUCCUGUUCCAGGCGCGGCUGCCCCUGAGCCCCGCCGAGGGCAUGAUGGCCACGGCCACCGUCAGGGUCUCGGCCAAGUCCCUCCCCGCGGGGACAGGGAAGCGUUUCGUGACGGUGACGGCGCGGGUGGGGCAGGCGGUGCUGGAGAAGGUGCUGCUCGUGUCGCUGCAGAGCGGCCACAUCUUCCUGCAGACCGACAAACCCAUCUACACCCCCGACUCCACCGGUGCGCCCCGGGGACCCCCCCCCCGCGGCUCCUCGGGGGGACGGAGGG